GCGAAAGAUGUGUAUGAAAUAUUGCUGUGUUUAUUACAUGUCCCGCCUUAUAAAAAGCUGACUCAACAGGAUGUAAGGUUUUUACAACUACAUUUUAUUUCUAUGUCAAAAGAAAUUCGCCACAAUCAUACGUAAGAGGGUACAGACAACAUAAAACGUAAGUAUUCAGCUGUGUAUGUAUAUAUUCGUGUUGUCAGACCCGUUACCAAGUAACAGAGGAAUCGAUAUACAAUAUUUCGUAUGCGAUUGUCGGUACCUUGUUCUCGUCAGUUAGCUCUUUUUUCUCAUACCCAAAUGUUCUUUUAUUUCAAAUCGAUUUCUUAUCAAGUGAUCGAUAUACUUCGGAGUAAAAACAAAAAAUGGCAUAUAAGAUACGGAAGCAAAAAAUUGCCGUCAAUUACAAAGUUAAAGAACCUAUAAGCAACUUUAAAAUAAGAGUCAAAAUCGUGCAGCAAAGGCCUUUGCUUGCAGAACUGCUCGAAAACGAAGGGGAUACCAGGGACUCGAAUUUUCUUAAAGAGGAGGAUCGUAUUUUUAACUGGCAGGAAAAAGUAUUUAGUCCAUUCGAACUAAGUUUUUACAGUGAAGAAACGAAUUGUCUGACUGAAUGUCAGAAAGCAUAUUACAGACAAAUCAAAGAGAAGAAUAUCGAGGGUUCUCAUCUUUAUACCUACACACAAAAUGAUUCUUAUUAUCUGGGUGACGAAUUGUUAACGAAACCUUAUAAGACAAAAUUGGCAAUUAAAAACCAAACUGCAUUGCCGGCUUUGCAAAAUCGUAAACCUUUCCCUGAAAGGUAUAAUAAAGCGGUUAUUGAUGAUGCACCUGACGAAACAAGGAUUCGAACGAAUCAUUAUCUUUACAUGGAGCGUUCUACAAUGUAUGUCAUGGUUGACUUAUCUGAACGAGAUAAAAUCUUAACACGCUCCGACGAGAAUACGGAAAUAGUGCUGUUCACGAUUACGUAUAAUGAAUUGCAUAAAAUUCUGACGGUAAAUCCCGACUUCACGAACGACCAUUAUUACACUAUCACGAAUUCCAGCGGCAUUCAAUUUAAUUAUUGGCUCGAGCAUGUUUCCGAGAAACAAUCGUCAUUGGAAUUACAGCAACAACAAAAUGAAUCGCGAAAAGAAAUUAAAGAACAUCUGAUGUAUAAAGAAGCAGAAGUAUUUCACAGCUUUCAGUUAGCAUCAUCAAAUGUAUAUAAAUUUUUUAUAAAAUUGGACAUUUUAUCAGCUCAUGAUUUCUUUUUUAAUGGACUUUGCAUUUCUUACUAUGUUGAUUUGCCAGAACAUUGGGGCACAAGUCAAGUUGAUAGAUUGUAUGGAAGAACUCAAAGAUGUAAUUUAAAGAAUAACUCUGCGUAUUUUAGUUAUGCCUCUGAAAUAUCAUUAGAUUUUCAAUCUGCAGCUAUGCUUGAUGCAAACAGUAUUUUACCAUCUUGGCCUCGAUUAUUGCUAUCAGUUACAUCACUUGACAACUGGUUUAGAUAUCGUACAGAAGGUUAUGCUGUUAUUCCUUUGCCUGUAUUACCUGGUUCAUAUAAAUUCAAUAUCCCAACUUGGCGACCAACAGGAAGUAUUAUCAACACCCUUAGAAGAUUUUUUACAGGUGGUACUUAUGAAUUGGAAGACAUAACUCACUGUAGUAUCCCAAAAGGACAUGAAGAUAAAAUGUUAAAUAAGUCAUACUUAAAUGUUACACCAAGUGGUUACAUUAAGUUAAAUAUGAAUAUCAUCCAUCAAACUCAUGGCUCAAUUAAACAAGAUGACCACUUAAAUUAUUUUCAGAGAUUGAGCACAGAUAAACUUAUGACUAAUAUAGACAAUAUUUUUGAACAGUUCAAAGCAGCCAGAGAACGUAUGUUACAAAUAAAAAAUUUAAACAUUUAAUUAUGUAAAUUUAAAUGAUUAAUAAGCUAUAAAAAGUGAUCUGUGAUGUAUUGUAAAUACUAGAUAAAGGAUAAUCUGUAAUGCAUAAUAUUUGAAAAUAAACAUUUUUUAAUACAUUUGUAAAAUGGUGUAGAAUAUCAUAAUUUCUUCCAAUAAUUAUUAUAUAUCAGUUUAAAUGUAAUAUCAGGAUAUUUAUUUUUAACCUACAAAUAUAUUUUGUCAUAUAUUGAUUGAUAUAGUUAAGAAUUGCUUUAGAUUCAUAGUACACAAUAUUUGAAUUAUUUCUUCCAUAUGUUUUUAAAUGAUAAUACACAAAAGGAAAGAUAAUAAAAUAAUUACAAAUAUAUACAUUCAAUACAACUGGUGAAUAUGCAAAAUUAUAGAUAAAUAUUUAUUUUAUAAAAACGUAAAAGUUUAUUAACAUUCACCAAAAUGUACUUUAGUCUUUUCCUUCUUUUUUAAUUUUUCAAUAGCCAUUUAUAAAAUAUUCCUACCAAUUCUUACCAAUUAUGACUUGUACCAAGUUAUGUAAUAUAAUAUGUAGUAUAUAUUUAUUUUGUUGCAUUAAAAUAACAUUAUAGAAUUCUCUGUUACCUGUUUUCAAAUGUAACAAUGCUACAUGAAAAUUAAAAAAGUGAGAAGAGUUUAACAUUUUUUCUAGAAAUCUGAUUAACAAUUAAAAGACUAGAGCAAAAGUGCAAA
Bombus huntii is the source of this 2594-nucleotide messenger RNA. It is a transcript of the gene Mks1, whose product is annotated as tectonic-like complex member MKS1. The record is from RefSeq and is a predicted model, not a curated record. Gene Ontology annotation, biological process: cilium assembly. Bases 360 to 1892 code for a protein of 510 amino acids. Gene Ontology annotation, cellular component: MKS complex. NCBI's taxonomy places the organism in Eukaryota, Metazoa, Arthropoda, Insecta, Hymenoptera, Apidae. The transcript is spliced from 4 exons.